CGCAUCUACUUCGCGCUCGGCAUGGAUGUCAACACCACCAACGACGAAUACAUCUACACCGGCGUGUGGACCGACUGGUCGCAUGGACGGCUUCAUGGAACGACACUCACUCUCUCGGCGCAGUCGGCCGGUUUCCUCACAGCCUUUCUCUCGCUCUUCGUGACCGUCUCGGCGGCGCACAUCUGGCGCAUCAUCACCUACAUCGUGCAUCAGCUGCACUCGUCCCCUGAGCCCAAAGAUGCUUUCCAUCACCAGCAGCAAGUCAUGUUCAAGAACACGUCCUCGCCGGCGUCCCUGGCAUGGGAGUCAAUCCUGCUAGCCUGGAGCUGGCGACGCAGUACUCGUCGUUCUGUCGCGCGCAGCAUUGGCUUCAUCCUCCUGGCCCUGGUCUGGAUGGUAGCUGCUGGUGGUGCCGCCGUGCUCUCGGCGAGAAUGACCAAGCCAGCAGGCGAUGACUGUCUCAUCAUGAGCAACAACUGCGGCACCUGGUCGGAGUCAAAUAGCUCCAACGUCAACGACCCGAACAGCAUAGAGCUCUUCAGCGCAAUCCAGCUCCAAGCCCUCAACUCCGCCACGGCCUACUCGCGCACCUGCUACGCUCCUGAAAGCGAGAACCUCGCCCAAUGCCAGCUCUACACGCAGUCCCGACUGCCCUUCCAGGCCCGAAAGAACGUCUCCUGUCCGUUCGCCGACGGCAUAUGUUUCGAGGGCGACAACGCCGCGUUCUCCCUCGACACCGGCCUCCUCGACAGCAAUCACCAUCUCGGCAUCAACACCAUCGAAGAGGAGCGCAUCCUCUUCCGCAAAGCCGUCACCUGCUCGCCCUUGAUCCGCGAGCCCUUUGUCACCGUCCACAACGACUCCAACCCCCUCCCCGACUACCCCUUCGCCAACACCACCGUCGCCGCCUACCACUACGGCCCCAAACUCACCGACCACAUCCAGAACGAGACCUUCCGAUACGACGUCAUGAGCGCGCGCGCCCCCAUCGCCUACACCGUCAGCCCGGAAUGGUCCUCCACCGGCACCGCCUCCAUCAACAAGACCUGGAUCCCCAUCCCCGCGCUCAACCGCACCGACGCCGACGUCAACAUCAUCUUCAUCAACGCCAACAACCUCCGCUACGACUACCCCGUCGACGACCCCAUCUUCGGCGCGCACCGCUCCGCCCUCGAAGAACUCCAACAGCUCCCCGACGUCAACGCCUCCAUCGCCGAGCUCAACAACUGGUGGCUCCCAGACUCCUACACCACCGUCCUCGGCUGCACCGACCAAUACCAGGUCUGCAGCGUCGGCACAGGCUCCUGCACCCCUCUCAACGGCAUGGGCGAUCUCACCUACAAUAUGAUCCAAACCUCCGUCGACCUGGGCCUGAACCCGCGCCAAGCCCACGUCUUCGCCCUCGUCACCUCCUACCUCGUCAUCAACAACAUGUUCUACAGCGUCUACGGCCGCAGCGGCGCGUCGCUCCGCGCCCAGGAAACCGUCGCCGACCUCAGCCAAAAGGCCCCCCUGCCACCUACCCAAUGGCAAAUCGAGAUCCAAUCCUGGUUCGAAGCCAGCCUGGCCAAGCUGCAAGAACGCAGCGUCGAAUUCGCCACCGGACCCCGCCACUACCGCGCCCAACGCUUCCGGCUCCCCGCAACUGCGUCCUCGUUUCUCUGCGAGGCCCAAAAGGUCCGCUGCCCGGCGGGGAACAUCUCGUUCUCCGUCCUCGGCGUAGCAGCCAUCAUCGGCGUCGGGUGCGUGAUCAUCCUCCUGGGUUGGUCGCUGGAUACAGUGAUGGGGUGGCUCGGGCCGAGAUGGUUCCCGCGCAGCCAGUAUAAGCGGGUGAAUUGGACGCUGGACGAUAAGUUCCAGCUGCAGCGGAUGGCGUUCGAGGGGUGCGGGUUUGGGGAUUGGGAAGGGCAGACGGCGGCGGUGCCGGUUACGGCGAAAGGGCAGGUGUUUGGGGGGUGGAGGGAUGUGGAUGAGAAGCAUCCGUUUUUAGGGGGGAGGGAUCGCGUGCUGGUUACAGAGGAGAGGGUGGAUGCGCGGACUGAGGUGGUGAAAUAGGGGGUUUACACUAUUUGGAGUAGGGACGCUGUCUGGAUGGACCAUGCUAAUUGUACAGUGCAUGUUCUCGCAUAUAUGAUUUAAUAGAAGCCUAAUGAUAACCGAUAUGUCUUGUUUAUGGUGUUGGCAGAAUGGUACUACUAUAUAUCC
Aspergillus steynii IBT 23096 is the source of this 2205-nucleotide messenger RNA. RefSeq lists its product as uncharacterized. Bases 22 to 2055 code for a protein of 677 amino acids. The transcript has a single exon. Lineage: Eukaryota; Fungi; Ascomycota; Eurotiomycetes; Eurotiales; Aspergillaceae. The record is from RefSeq and is a predicted model, not a curated record.